GGCGCUGCCUGAUGGGGUUACAGAGCUGUCCCGCUGCCGGGGGAGCUGGGGGGCAGCGGCAGCUGAGGACUCCCGCGACCCGAGGCGGGUGAGGGGCUGAGAGGGCUCCCUACAAUGAAGAUGCUGCUGAGUCUGAUUGCUCUGCUGUCUGCUGCCCUGUUAUCCAGAGCAGCCCCUCCAACUUGCUACUCAAGGGUGUUGUCUCUGAGCAAAGAAAUCACGGAGUCCUUUAAAGAGUUACAGACCUCCAAAGCUGUGGACUCCUGUGUACAGAUGCUGCCCAGGCUGUACUUGGACAUACAUAAUUACUGUGUGUUGGCAAAACUCCGUGACUUUGUGGCUUACCCCAGAUGUGAGAGAGUGCUUGAAGUGAGUGAGCUGAAGGAAAAAGCCCGGAGCCUGUACACCAUCAUGAUCUCCUACUGCAGAAGGGACUUGGUAUUCCUCACUGAUGACUGUAACGCUCUGGAAAAUCCUAUUCUGCCUCCCACUGAGCCCUCCAUCAUUGAGAGCUAAAAGGGAUUCAAUCUGAAAGCUGUACCUGGGAACUUUUGAGGAGACCAAGAGACAAAAUAUGUGUAUACAGUGAACUACAAUGUAAAGAACCAAGAUCUUUUUCAAGCACACUAGCAAUAUUAUCACAGACCUACCCAUUUUUCUCUACUUUGGCAGGAAAUGAACUGCAUGCCUUGCAUACCUACUGAGCUGCUAGGGGAAAUACCGUUAGAGAGCAUUUCUUCAUUUGGCAAGGUAUGAUAUUUCAGCUUAGCCAAAUGUAUAUAGUAUGUUUUGUUUAAAUAUUAGACACUAGAUUAUUUUUUUAUUAAUAACUACAUUCAUAUAAAGAAAAUACAUUAUGAUCAAUAUUCUACCCUGAUUUAGCAGUUCUUUUAUUAGAUGGACAUAGAAGAGACUAUGUUUUUUUCUUAAAUGUUCUAUAGAAGUGUAACUCUGUACUGGGAGACGUCUCUCUACCUGUAUAGCUCAUACAUAUAUGCCAGUAGUUUUGAUGUUAAACUUGUAAGAAUAGAGGUGAAAAGAACUUGUCUCUGUGGAAAACUAAAUAAAAACAGCCUUCUAACCCAA
This is a messenger RNA of Melopsittacus undulatus (budgerigar), 1086 nucleotides long. It is a transcript of the gene CYTL1, whose product is annotated as cytokine like 1. Gene Ontology annotation, biological process: positive regulation of transcription by RNA polymerase II. The record is from RefSeq and is a predicted model, not a curated record. NCBI's taxonomy places the organism in Eukaryota, Metazoa, Chordata, Aves, Psittaciformes, Psittaculidae. The transcript has 5 exons. The coding region runs from base 115 to 516 and encodes 133 amino acids.